Molecule: messenger RNA, 1611 nt
Organism: Oikopleura dioica
Lineage: Eukaryota; Metazoa; Chordata; Appendicularia; Copelata; Oikopleuridae
Source: the annotation of a GenBank genome assembly
AUGAAUCGAAUAAAAAAGCUGUACGAGCUGUUUGAAAAGAAAGAAAAUACGCCGAAGAGAGAGAAGGUACUCAAGGAGAUAGCAGAGCAUCCUAAAGGAAACCUCCUUUCCCAGCUUGUAUUUGAGAGAGCUGAUGGAAACGUUUUUGCCUCGGCGAAAAAUCAGCUUCUUCCAAUGGACGAUGCAGACGAAUACGGACCAUUGGACCAUCUCCUCGAAGCGGGCUAUUGUAUGAGGAUUCUCAAAUUGAUGGCUAAGGAGGAUUACGUCGUCAAUCUACUGAAAGAAGACUUCCGGGCAAAAUACAAUCGAGAGCCGAGCAGUUUGUCCGAUAUUGCUAGAAUUCUUUCCCACCGAGAAGAGAUCAAGAAAGAAUCCGCUGUUCCAAAGGCCGUUUUUGAAACGAGUAGGGUCGUGGAACUUGGGAGUAACUGGAUCAUUAGUAAUUCAAGAAUCAAUGGCAUAGAAGACGAAGGAGGAACACUUGGGAAUCAUUUCUAUGUUUAUAAGAUUUUACGAUCAAGUGGAAUCAGUCUCCAACCGUUGAAGCUUCCCAGAUCCUUUGAAUCAGUGUCCGCUUACUUUCUCUUUGAGCCAUUUCUGAUUGUACUAGAUCAUGGUGGUCUACGUGGAAUGGAGCAGACCUAUUAUGUCUUUAAUCUACUGGAACCAAGCGAGCCGGCAAGAACCAUCAAAAGGGAAGGUGACAUAAUGUAUAUUGAUGCUGGGGACACAAAAGAAUGCCCUCGAUACGACAGCGAUCUGUACUUCAAUGGGGAGCUACGGGAAAGUGUUCUCUUUCCAAUCAUCUACCAACCAGAUCCAACCACCUAUCAAAUUUGUGUUGAAUGCGUUCGGAUCAGUAAAUCCUCGAUCGAGGUUCUUUGGAAAGAAACGAUUAUGGAAACAGAAUUCUUCAUGAGACCGCGGCUGCACUUACUAGACCAUGAUAACUUGAUGUUACGGAUCGACCUCAGUAUUGAAGAAAGAAACAUGAUCGUCAAUGGAUGUAUCGCUUAUCAUAUUAUUCUUUCGAAAAGAAAAGUGAUCUGUUACGAUCUUCCGGAUAUUUCAGGAUAUCUGAAAUUUGGCAUGGUCGAAAAACGCCUCGGACUGACGAUCUGGAAGGCCCUAGAGAAAAUUGAAGACAACAACGAUGAAGAGACCAGCGUUGACGACUAUAGCGACGAAAGCGGCCAUGGCUUUGAUGACGACAACGAGCAAGAUCGUGGCUAUUAUGCCUUUGGAUUUUUGUCGGAAAAGGAAAGCUAUGAAGUUGUUUGCUUCUUGGAUACUGCGCAUGAACUUGGCAUCUAUCAUAAUAUGUUGAUCCAAGACGAAUAUGACAAGAAGAUGCGCAAGGGAUUUUGCGUAAAACGCCUGUUAAAGCAUCUCGACGACCCCGAUCAAGAGUAUCCUUGUCUCAGUAAAGAAAUAAAUGGUGUAACCGUCACAAAGCCCUUCAUAAAGAUAGAAAGUCUCUUUCUUGGAGAAUUCUCGAAGAAUAAAGCGAAGAAAGAAUAUCAUGUGAUGGACCGGUCCAAAAUCGCAUGCGUCACCUAUAAAAAACGAAAUGGAAUGCACUCUUCGAAAGUCGAAAUAUUCAUUUAA